CUGACCUCUUGCUACGCUCGUCGGAUCAUCACCAUGCUGGAGCUGACUUCGGCAAUUAAAAACUAACAGAGGCCGGUGGAGCUAAUCAACGAGCAGGCAUCGCCAUCGUGCUAUCACAGGAGUCAAAACACGAAGACACCGACGCGGUCGGCACAUGCACCCGCGCGGAAGCAGCAUCGGAUCGCACGCUACGUAGCUCCUAAUAAUGGCGCUACCUCCUCGUCUCCUUCUGGUGGCCCUUCUCCUCGUCGCCCUCACCGGAGAGGCGGACGCCGGUGGCGCUGGCCAUGGCCACGCGCGCUACGACCGCGUCUUCAGCUUCGGUGACUCGCUCACCGACACCGGCAACUCGGCCAUUCUCCCGGUCACCGCCGGGGGGCCCUUCACCAACCCGCCGUACGGGCAGACCCACUUUGGCCGGCCCAACGGCAGGGCCUCCGACGGCCGCCUCGUCAUCGACUUCAUCGUGGAGUCUCUGGGGUUGCCGCCGCCAACUCCGUACCUCGCCGGCAAGACCGCGCAAGACUUCCGGCACGGCGCGAACUUCGCGGUGGGCGGCGCGACGGCGCUUGACCCGGCGUUCCUGCAGAGCAGAGGGAUCACAUCCUUCGUGCCGGUCGCUCUCAGCAACCAGACGAGCUGGUUCAACGGUGUUUUGCAGCUUCUCGACUCCACUGGCAACGGGCAGCGCAAGAUCAUGGCGAGCUCCCUCUUGUACCUGGGAGAGAUCGGAUUCAACGACUACUCUUUCGUCGCCGUCUUCGGCAACGGCACCGUGGGCCUGGCGCAGAGCCUGGUGCCGCACAUCGUCGGCGCCAUCCGUUCAGUCCUGACCGACGCGAUCGGUGUUGGAGCGCGGACGAUGGUGGUGGCGGGGAUGAUACCGAUGGGCUGCGAGCCGGAGCUGCUGGCCAUGCUACCCGGCGGCGGGGGCGACUACUACGACCGGGCGUCCGGCUGCAUCGCGCGGUUCAACCAGCUCGCCCAGCUGCACAACCGCGCGCUGAAGCGCAUGCUCUGUCAGCUCCGGCGAGACCACCCCGGCACGGCCAUCCACUACGCCGACCUGUACCGCCCCAUCACCGCGGUCGUAUCCUCGCCCAGAAAAUACGGCUUCGGCGACAUACCCUUGGCAGCGUGCUGCGGCGGCGGCGGCGGGCCGUACAACUUCAACUUCACCUUCUUCUGCGGCACUCCGGCGGCAACCGCGUGCGCCGACCCGUCGAGGUCCGUUUCGUGGGAUGGGAUCCAUUACACGGAGGCUGCAAAUAAGUUCGUUGCACACGCCAUACUGAGGGGGUUGUAAUGAGCCAUCAACGAACAAAACACAAAGAAGGCCUGGACAACAACGGGAAAAAAAUAUGAGUUGUUCAUAAAUUAUACUUACUUUUGUUAUUUUUUUCUAAAGAAGGCAAAAGAUUUGCCUUAUUCAUGGAUUAUAAGAUGGGAAAAAAGUUUAAGGUUUGUGUAA
This is a messenger RNA of Triticum dicoccoides, 1471 nucleotides long. RefSeq names its product GDSL esterase/lipase At1g28600-like. The transcript has 6 exons. Gene Ontology annotation, molecular function: hydrolase activity, acting on ester bonds. The coding region runs from base 206 to 1306 and encodes 366 amino acids. NCBI's taxonomy places the organism in Eukaryota, Viridiplantae, Streptophyta, Magnoliopsida, Poales, Poaceae. The record is from RefSeq and is a predicted model, not a curated record.